This is a messenger RNA of Bactrocera dorsalis (oriental fruit fly), 2565 nucleotides long. RefSeq names its product zinc finger CCHC domain-containing protein 8 homolog. Gene Ontology annotation, molecular function: RNA binding; zinc ion binding. Gene Ontology annotation, cellular component: catalytic step 2 spliceosome. The transcript has 3 exons. The record is from RefSeq and is a predicted model, not a curated record. Lineage: Eukaryota; Metazoa; Arthropoda; Insecta; Diptera; Tephritidae. The coding region runs from base 114 to 2009 and encodes 631 amino acids.
UUCUUGUGCUGUACUGAUUCCACUUCGUUUCUAUAAUUUUAGCACAAUUCGAUUUAAGCACGGUCGAAAGUUUACUUUCUAUAGACAAUAUUUUGUGAAUUUUUGUAUUCACAAUGGACAAAAAUGCUGAUAUAAUCAAAUUGGAUAGUGAUAAUGAAGAUUUGGAUGACCGUGUUCGUGAUACCACCACAGUUGAUUUAACUUCGGACACUAGUAUGAAUGAAACUCCUGAGAAAAAAUUGCCGGUGGCUGUCCCGCUAAAAGAGUCAAUUGACUGCGUUGAAUUCGAAGAAGGUGAGGUGGAGGAAGCACAGGAAGCUGCGGAAAUAUGUGAACCAACAAGUAGUAAACAAACAUUGGCUUUUGAAAUAAAGUUUUCAAAUGAAAGCAUUUUCAAGGAAUAUGGACAUAAAAUAUUGGACUCGCUUGAUAAGGCACUAAAUAUGUAUGUGGAUAAUCCAAUUUUUGCAUUUAAAAUUUCGAAUUCUGAAAAUACUACAGUUAGUAGUAUAAACGCUUAUAUAGCAAAAGAUUCAGCUGCCAACCACUCUGAUAUGGAAUUAAGUGAUUGUGAAGAGGCGGUGAGCAUAACUGAAGUAGCACCUGAGCGCCAUUUGUCAGAAAAUGAAGAUGAAUCGCCGGAUUUAGACUUGGCCUCGUUAUUUACAAUUGAUACCUCUGGCUCGAAAAAACUUGACACCCAAUGUGUACCUUCAUAUAAACGUAGUAUUAAAGAUGUUUUGAAUGAAGAAUCUUCAGCGCGUAAACGACAAAAGUUAGAAGAGGAAAACGAGUGCCAAAGGGUGCGAACAACAGUGGCUUGUUUCAAUUGUGGAGUAAAUGGGCACUCACUACGUGAAUGUCCUAAACCACGAAAUAACGCGCGUAUAAAUCGUGCAAAAUUAGCACGUAAACAAGAGAGAUAUCACAUUGACAUUGAACAAAGAUUUGGGCAUUUAAGGCCGGGUAAGAUAAGUGACAAGCUGCAGACAGCACUUGGUUUAAAGCGCGGAGAACUGCCAUUCUUUUUCUACCGUAUGAGAAAGCUUGGUUAUCCACCAGGCUGGCUGGAGGAGGCAAAAGUGGUGCAUUCUGGCAUAUCUCUAAUCAAUUCAGAUGGAAACGCAGUGAUGGCAUCGGAAGACGAAAAUUCACAAGAAAGCGAUGAGAUUAAAUAUGAUAUAUCGAAAAUUGUAGACUUCCCAGGAUUCAAUGUUGAUCCUGGUCCGAAUUUCUAUGAUGACUAUAAGCACCAUAAUGUGCCGCCUUUGUCUCGCCAUCAACGAAAAGAAGAGUUCAUCAAGAAAUUGGGAAGCAACGUUGUAAAGGGUUAUAAACAUAAAAGACUUAAGAGUCUACCACAAACAACUAAUGUGGCUGAGAUUAAAACUAGCAUAUUGGACAAUGCCGAUAUGGAUAUUGAAGACGACGUUGCGGUUGAUGAAAAUGUGGUGUUUACUCGCCCUCCUCCACCACCGGAACCCGCAAACGACAUUAAACCACCACCACCACCAACAUCGCCAGACGAUGCAACUACCUCAGCAACGAAUGAAGAAAGCUCAUCUGUUGCAAAUGAACGUACUUGUUCGCCCACGUUAGACUAUUUGGAGGAACGCAAACAAAAGUUACUUGCCGAAUUAAAGUCUGGUCUGUGUGAUAUUGACAGUUUGUCUUCAAGUAGUGCGACUGAAGAAUCACUCGCACUGGAAACGAGCAAUAAUGAGACGAAAGCCAGCCAAAUAUCCAAACCAACAAAUACGAACGAAAUACACACGGUUGAACCAACGCCUACGUUGGAUAUUAUUAAGGAAUCACACAUGGGUACACCAGUGUUGCAUUUUUCACCAUACGAAAAACUACCAGCUGGUGACAAUUUCAAAGUGGGUGUUAGUGAUGUUAUUAAUUUUGAAAAUCUGCCGGAUUCAACGGGCAAGUAUGAGCAAAUGAAGGAGGUUAUUAAGAAAGUACGAAAUAUCGUUACUAAAUUGCAUAACGACGAUGACGACUGAUGAAGAGCGAAUAUGAAUAUACUGCAUGUUUAAGUAUUAGAUUCGUUUUGAAAUUGCAUUUUGUAAAAUUUCUGAAUGGUUGUGCGAACGUAUGCUUGUGGUUAAUUUUAACUGUUAAAUACAUAAUAAUUUUAAAAUAAAAUGAUUACAUUAUUUACUAAGAUUUAAAAGCCCGCGAUGUUCCUGCAAAGGAAUUUCGUUACUUAAUUUUAGCAACAAAAAAUUAUGGUAGAAUAUAAUGAGUGUAAUUAUGAAUUUAAAUAAAUCUUUGUAACGCUGAAAACAAUUUACUCAAGACAAAACUGAAAAUAAAUCAAUUUUCACAAUAUUUUUAUAAUACAAAAACAAUUGUUUCUCAAGGUACGAACAACAUUUUCUAUAUCUAUAAAAUAAGUAUAUACAUAUAUAACCAAAAUUUGAAAUUGUUUUCUUGCCAAGAAUUGCAAUAAAAAAACAUUGAGGAAAGAGCGUGAGCAAAAUUUCAGAUCGAUAUCUCAAGGGAAGCCAGCCGGGCACGGAUGUUAUAGCGACAGAAAACAUUCCUGAAGUAGUUUUA